Echinococcus granulosus is the source of this 963-nucleotide messenger RNA. RefSeq lists its product as hypothetical. The coding region runs from base 1 to 963 and encodes 320 amino acids. The transcript is spliced from 3 exons. The record is from RefSeq and is a predicted model, not a curated record. NCBI's taxonomy places the organism in Eukaryota, Metazoa, Platyhelminthes, Cestoda, Cyclophyllidea, Taeniidae.
AUGCAUAAAAUUGCCCAUUCGAAUAGGUCAUCUGGGAUCGUAAUUGAGAGCCACAACGAAGCCACUAAUGGGAUGGCUGAGUGUCGAAUUUCAGAUGAGGGAAUUCGCAAUCCCGUUGGUUCCAUAAGGUUAAACCGUCGUUCAGAAGAACUAGAAGGCCGUAAUAAAUCAGUGGAGAUUGCAAUGAUUAGCGACGAUAAGGACAUUAACGAAGAAGCAGUGCGUCAGAUUUUAAAUGAAGGAAUUUACUGCCCGCUAUCAGAAGUCACCGUUUUGGAAGGAUCGACUAGUGUUCCCUCUACUAGGAAUUCUGCACGUCACUUGAACAGCUUCAAGGUAUCAACUGGUAAUGAAAUGGUAAACAAUAAUGUAGAAGGCUUUGAGGAAUCAGAAUGUAUACUUUCAUUAAACUGUAUCAUAGAACGUAACGAGGAUUCAAUAAAUAGGAUUUCUGAAGGCAAUAGUAACUGCCCCAAAACGGAAGUUGACGUACCAUGCACACCCUCUACAAGAAACACAGUGAUAUCUAUGGUGAGUAGUAAUUUAGAAGCUAAUUCUGAAACAGGACGCACAAUGUCAGAGGAAGGAGUUAAGUGCGCAUCAACAAAAGGUGUUACAUCAUUAAGAUCUCUCAAAGUAUCAACCGUAAGAAAUUCUACAUUCGAAAUGAAUGAUUUUAGUGGACUAGUCGAUAUCGACAUGAUGAUUGAUAUUUCAGAUGACGACAAAGAGGCUGAUUACAAACUAGCCAAAGUAGAGACUGAAAAAUUGUUCAGAAAUUCAUCCGUAAAUUCUUCCGUCGAAUCAAACAAUUUUAGCGAAGUAGUCAACAUUGUACCAGUGAAAAUAAUACAAAAGGAUGGAGACAAAGCCAGAGGUAGUCAAUCAUCUCAUCGGCUUAAACUUACAAGAAUUGAACCUGGCGCACUGACUACACUUUCCGCCGCAAUGUCUAAAACUUGA